GGCCCCUGCAACCCCGCGCCUGCGCCCUGGCCGCCGGGACGCUACAAUGGCGGCUGCGGUGGUGGCGGCCCCCGAAGUACUUCGGGAAUGCGGCUGUAAGGGUAUCCGGACCUGUCUAAUCUGCGAGCGGCAGCGGGGAGGGGACCCACCCUGGCAGCACUCCCCACAGAAAACACAUCGUUUCGUUUACUAUUCGGACACUGGCUGGGCUGUGGGGGCUGAGGAGUCUGACUUUGAAGGCUGGGCCUUCCCCUUCCCUGGCGUGACACUGAUAGAGGACUUCGUGACCCGAGAAGAAGAAGCUGAGAUGGUGCAGCUGAUGGACCGUGAGCCCUGGAAACUCUCACAGUCCGGACGGAGGAAGCAGGACUAUGGUCCCAAAGUCAACUUUCGGAAACAAAAGCUCAAGACCGCUGGCUUCCAAGGCCUCCCCAGCUUCAGCCGGGAGAUAGUGCAGAGAAUGGGCCUCUACCCCGUCCUGGAGGACUUCUGGCCCGUGGAGCAGUGCAACCUGGACUACUGCCCAGAGCGGGGCUCAGCCAUCGACCCCCAUGUGGAUGACACCUGGCUGUGGGGGGAGCGGCUGGUGAGCCUCAGCCUCCUGUCCCCCACCGUGCUGUCCAUGUCCCGGGAGGCGCCCGGCAGCCUGCUGCUCUGCCUGGCCCCCUCCGGCUUCCCAGAAGCUUUGGAAGGUGUGAUGGCCCCUAGUAGGUCCGUCCUGUGCCAGGAGGUGGAGGUGGCCAUCCCCUUGCCCCGCCGCUCUCUGCUUGUGCUCACCGGAGCCGCACGGCACCAGUGGAAGCAUGCCAUCCACCGCAGACACGUCGAGGCCCGCCGCGUGUGUGCCACCUUCAGGGAGCUGUCGGCCGAAUUCCGUCCUGGUGGGAGGCAGCAAGAACUUGGGCAGGAGCUCCUGCACAUCUCUCUCUCCUUUCGGGGGAGACCCAUGUGAGCCGCCUUCCUGGGGACAGGAGCUGGCAUGGCCUGGCCCAGGUUCCAGCUCCAGACUUGACCCUUUGCCAGGACUGAGGGGAGCCCAGCACAAGGGUCUUCCUUCCCAGCUCGUUAGGUUUUCAGAGAAGACUGCGGACACCCUGACGCAUGGCAGCGCAAGCCCUGCCGGGACCUGGUUUUGAUGGGGAUGUGUCUCAGGUCAGUCCCCUUUGAGCUGCACUGUGGCCACUUGUAUGGGUUCAGUUGUCACAGUUUGAGGGAAGAGGCAUCAUUUGAGUUUUAAAAACUUUGGAAUCACUUAAAACCAUUUUCUCCUUUA
This is a messenger RNA of Pipistrellus kuhlii (Kuhl's pipistrelle), 1273 nucleotides long. RefSeq names its product alkB homolog 4, lysine demethylase (gene ALKBH4). The transcript is spliced from 3 exons. Bases 47 to 952 code for a protein of 301 amino acids. Gene Ontology annotation, biological process: protein demethylation; actomyosin structure organization; oxidative demethylation. Gene Ontology annotation, cellular component: contractile ring; midbody. The record is from RefSeq and is a predicted model, not a curated record. Gene Ontology annotation, molecular function: demethylase activity; oxidoreductase activity; actin binding. Lineage: Eukaryota; Metazoa; Chordata; Mammalia; Chiroptera; Vespertilionidae.